This is a messenger RNA of Bathycoccus prasinos, 2388 nucleotides long. RefSeq names its product SNF2 family helicase/ATPase PasG. Bases 1 to 2388 code for a protein of 795 amino acids. Gene Ontology annotation, cellular component: nucleus. Gene Ontology annotation, molecular function: ATP-dependent chromatin remodeler activity; DNA binding; ATP binding. The record is from RefSeq and is a predicted model, not a curated record. Lineage: Eukaryota; Viridiplantae; Chlorophyta; Mamiellophyceae; Mamiellales; Bathycoccaceae. The transcript has a single exon.
AUGGCAUCAUCAUCAUCAUCGAAGAAGAAGAAGCAGAAAACGGAGGAGGUAAAAGAAGAAGAAGAAGAAGAAGACCAAGACGACCAAACGACGAUCGCAGUAUCGCCAUCUCCGGAGGACAGAGUCGUCGAGACGAAUAAUAAUAAGGAGGAGGAGAAGAAGAAGAGCGAGAACGAAAACGGGACGAGGAAAAAAAUGACGACGAUGGAGAAAGGAUUUGCAUCAUCGAACGAUGGUGACGACGAGGAGACGAGAGGAGGAGAAGGAAACGGAGAGGAAGACCAAGAAGACGUGCAAGAAGAUUUAUCUCUGAUUGACGUCAGCGAAGGCGCCAUCGAGGAAGAGCGGAAGUUGAUGAAAGAGAGAGAGGAAGAGAAGGAGAAGAACCAAGAUCAGACGAAGGAGAUUACCAGUCCCGAGCAGGUGGUUUUGGACGAUAAGAAGUUUGAACAUUUGGACGAGUUGUUGAAUAAGACGAACAUGUAUACGGAGUUUUUGAAAGAGCAGAUGGAGGAAGGGCAAGAGGAAGACGACGACGACGACGACGACGACGACGUUGAUUUGACGAAGAAUAAUAACAGCAAGAAGCGAAAGUCCACCGGCGGCGCGGGUACGAAGAAAGAGAAGAAGACGGACGCGGAAAAGACGCGAGAGUUGUUGCCGCUGAUGGAUCCGAGCGCAGUUUUGAGAGGGUACCAGUUGAGAGGGGUGAAGUGGUUGAUUUCGUUGUGGUCGAACGGUUUGAACGGGAUCUUAGCGGAUCAGAUGGGUUUAGGGAAAACCAUUCAAACGAUCGGGUUUUUGAGUCACUUGAGGAGCAAAGGGAUUUGCGGUCCGUUUUUGGUGGUCGGGCCGUUGUCGACGCUGUCGAAUUGGAUCAACGAGUUUAAGAAGUUUUGCCCGGCGUUUCCGACGGUUUUGUACCACGGGAGUAAGCAAGAGAGGGCGAACAUUAGAAACACGCGCAUGCCGGUGAGAUCGGUCGUGGACGAGACGUUUCCGGUGAUUGUGACGUCGUUCGAAAUCGCCAUGUUUGAUCGCAAGUUUUUGCAAAAGUAUCAGUUCAAGUAUUUAAUCGUGGACGAAGGACAUCGAUUGAAGAAUUUCGAUUGCAAGUUGAUUCGAGAGUUGAAGAUUAUUCCAGCCGCGAAUAAGUUGUUGUUAACUGGAACGCCGUUGCAGAAUAACUUGCCGGAGUUGUGGUCGUUGCUGCACUUUUUGUUGCCGGACGUGUUUUCGUCCUUGGACCAGUUCAAGAGUUGGUUUGAUUUCAGCGAAGAGUUGGACGAUAAGGUUGAGUUUGCCGAACGAGAGCAACAAAGACGCGCGAAAGUCAUCUCUAAAUUACACGGGAUUCUAAAACCGUUUUUGUUGAGACGGUUAAAAGGCGACGUGGAGAUUUCGUUGCCGAGAAAGAAGGAAAUUAUUGUAUACGCGAGCAUGACCGAGACGCAAAAGAAGUUCAACGACGCCAUGGUCGAUAAGACGAUCGAGGAUAUGUUGAAGAAAGAAGCAGGCGGAAAUCGAGUGCCGGUUGGUUCUACCGCUUUAAACAACAUGCUCAUGCAAUUAAGAAAGAACUGCAAUCACCCGGAUUUGAUAUCUGGCGGGUUAGAUGGUUCCAUCAUGUUCCCGUCCGCGGAGGAGUUGGUCGCGCAGUGCGGCAAAAUGCAAUUGUUGGAUCGCUUGUUGACCUCUUUGCGUAAAAGUGGUCACAAAACGUUAAUCUUUUCGCAAAUGACGAGAAUGUUAGAUUUGUUAGAAUCGUUCUUUGAACAAAGAGGCGAGCGCGUCUGUCGCAUCGACGGUUCGGUGAAACAAGAGCAAAGAAGAGACGCCAUCGACGCGUUUAACAAAGACCCGACCGUGGAUAUUUUCUUGUUGUCCACUCGCGCUGGCGGUUUAGGUAUCAACUUAACCGCCGCGGAUACGGUCAUCAUCUACGAUUCCGAUUGGAACCCGCACGCGGACAUGCAAGCGAUGGAUCGCGUUCACAGAAUUGGUCAAACGAAGCCGGUGCACGUCUACCGCUUAGCCACGGCGAACUCGGUGGAAGGCAAAAUGCUUUCCCGAGCGGCGUCAAAGUUGAAACUCGAAAAAUUGGUCAUUUCCGGCGCGAACUUGAAGCAAGGCACGACCAAACAAAAAUCCACCGAGUCCAUGUCCACGGAAGAGCUCGUCCAACUCCUCAAAGGCGGUGGAAGUACCGGUACGGACGAAGACAUGCCGCAAUCCGGAGUCAUCUCGGAUAAAGAUUUGCGAGUCAUUACCAGUCGUAAAGAUUUGACCGGCGAACAGGCGAAACCGAACCCGGAGAGAGGCGUUGGAUGGGAAGACGUGGAAGACCGCUCGGGCAUGUCUUUGUUAGGCAACGUCGAGAAGAAGUAA